AAAAUGGGCAUGAGGGGGGCGGUCCUGGGUUUUGAGUUUCCAUUUGGGUCUGGAGUCAGUCACCCUGGGAACCACAAAGUUGCUUUAAUUUUCAAGAAAUCGAUAGGAAAGCCCCCGCGCUCUAAAGCUCAGCUGACGGGAAGUGGGGUGUGCAGCUUUGGGUGUGAGAGCUGUCUGGAGCCCACAGUCAGGGGGCGGGCCUCGGCGCCGGGCGCGCUCCGACUCUCCAACGUAGGUAACGCGGAAGAGCCGGGGAAGGACUUGGUGGCGUCCCCGAGGGAGGAACGGAGAAAGGCGGGUCUGCGUGGUAGUUGGAGAGGGAGACUGUGCAGCAAGAGGAGCAGGGGAGCUGCGAUGGCCGGCGCCGGAGGUCGGCUCUGGAACAACUGCAGACCAAGCGGGACCAUGGGAACCCAGAAACCUCGGAUCCUGCCCUGGCUAGUGUCACAGCUGGACCAGGGGCAUCUGGAGGGCGUGGCCUGGGUGAACGAGAGCCGCACACGUUUCCGCAUCCCUUGGAAGCACGGCCUACGACACGACGCGCAGCAGGAAGACUUCGGCAUCUUCCAGGCCUGGGCCGAGGCCAGCGGUGCCUACACACCUGGGAAGGAUAAGCCUGACCUGCCAACGUGGAAGAGGAACUUCCGGUCUGCCCUGAACCGGAAGGAAGCUCUGCAUUUAGUUGAUGACCGAAGCAAGGACCCUCAUGACCCACAUAAGAUCUACGAGUUUGUGACCUCAGGAGGUGCAGACUUUUCCCAGCUGGACACCUCUCCAGACCCCAGUGGCAAGGGCAUAACCCCUGACACCCAAGAGGACACUCUGGAGGACUUACUGGGUGACAUGGUCUUGGCCCACGCAGAUGGGGGGCCCUCGGGCCUGGCUGUGGGCCCCGAGCAAUGCCCUCAGCUCUUGCUGAGCCCCAACCUCAACAGCCCUGCUCCCUGCCCAAACCUGGAACCCCUCGAAAACCCACUGCGGCGGCUGUUGGUGCCCGAGGACGACUGGGAGUUCGAGGUGACAGCCUUCUACCGGGGCCGCCAAGUCUUCCAGCAGACCGUCUUCUGCCCAGGGGGCCUGCGGCUGGUGGGGUCAGAAGAGGAGGACAGAACGCUGCCCGGGCAGCCAAUAACACUGCCAGACCCUGAGCUGUCCCUGGCAGACAGGGGAGUGACAGACUACGUGAAGCGUGUGCUGAGCUGCCUUGGGGGAGGACUGGCUCUAUGGCGGGCAGGGCAGGGGCUCUGGGCCCAGCGGCUGGGGCACUGUGGCACGUACUGGGCGCUGGGCGAGGAGCUGCUCCCUGAUAGCGGGCAUGGGCCUGUUGGCGAGGUCCCCAAGGACAAGGAAGGAGUCGUGUUCGACCUGGGGCCCUUUGUGGCAGAGGACGGGACUGCUCUGAGCCUGGGCGGCCCAAGGACCACGUCCUCUGACCUGUGGACCAGAUGAACCACACACCCACACGCCAGCAGACAGUGCUCGGGAUGAGCUGCUGCCGUCACUAUUUGUCAGCGGACAGGGACGACAAACCCGUGAGGCCUUCUACGCCCAACAGAACCCUGCGAGGGGCAGAUGGUGUGUGGGCGCUGUCCGUCCCGUCCCACUGAGCGCUGUGAGUGCUCAGAUAAGGCCAGCACAACUGAAGAAGGGGUUGGCUUGUUUUUUCAUUUUAUUUCAUUUGUUUGCAGCUUAAGGUGGCUGGCUAAUGGCCACAUAUGGGACUGAGCAGCUUUAGAGGAUUAAGGAGCAGUAAACACCACCCCCUUCUACUCCAGGAUCCCUGAGCAUCCUCGUGGGGAUGGACUUCCUCCUCUGGGCCUGGUUCCCAGCCUGAAUGCUGAGUCUCAGGGGUGGGAGGCCUAGACUGACCCUGAUGGGAGGGAGGAGGAACAGUUAAGUUCGUAGAACUGCUGAGGCUUUCCCCAAACUGGCAGCCUCCUGGUCUUGGUGGCAGAGGGCCUGAGGUCAGGGGAGUUGGUGGGGAGGUAGUUCAGAUUGGACAAGGAGGGGUUAGUACAG
Tupaia belangeri chinensis (Chinese tree shrew) is the source of this 2019-nucleotide messenger RNA. It is a transcript of the gene IRF3, whose product is annotated as interferon regulatory factor 3. The record is from RefSeq and is a predicted model, not a curated record. Gene Ontology annotation, biological process: regulation of transcription by RNA polymerase II; immune system process. The transcript has 7 exons. NCBI's taxonomy places the organism in Eukaryota, Metazoa, Chordata, Mammalia, Scandentia, Tupaiidae. The coding region runs from base 4 to 1449 and encodes 481 amino acids. Gene Ontology annotation, cellular component: nucleus. Gene Ontology annotation, molecular function: DNA-binding transcription factor activity, RNA polymerase II-specific; protein binding; RNA polymerase II cis-regulatory region sequence-specific DNA binding.